This is a messenger RNA of Neoarthrinium moseri, 2739 nucleotides long. RefSeq lists its product as uncharacterized. The transcript has 9 exons. Gene Ontology annotation, biological process: regulation of synaptonemal complex assembly; meiotic cell cycle. Lineage: Eukaryota; Fungi; Ascomycota; Sordariomycetes; Amphisphaeriales; Apiosporaceae. The record is from RefSeq and is a predicted model, not a curated record. The coding region runs from base 1 to 2739 and encodes 912 amino acids.
AUGGCACCACCAACCACUGCAAAUGACAACCACAAGCAAGCGGACGCUUUCAUCGCCUACGCGCACGAACUCCAUAACAGACUACGAGAUCGGAAAUCCGAGAAUCAGAUUCGCCAGCUGAGGGCAGAAUUAGAAAGUCAGAUACGCGCCGCCAAGUCGUACAGCCUGCGCAAAAGCCGGCGGUACGAGCCACUCGAUGCAGCGGGUACCGACCUUUGGAAUCUGUGCACGCGCCUGAACCGUGAACAGGACGGCGAUUCUACCACUUCGCUUCGGCAGACGCUGACACUGGGUCGGGUCUUCGCAUUUUCUCUCGUCUCCCUUGCCCACGGUUCGAACAACGCCUCCGUGCCCGAAUUGAUCCGCCUCACAAGAAUAUCUCUCAAGGCAGGAAGGUCAUGCAUAGGCAAGCUGCCAACUUCUGGAGAUGGUGAGCUGGAAUGCGCACUGCUGACGCUGCAGAAGGCCGCGGACUACAACGGACUCCUGCAGGGCCAGCGGCAUGGAAUGCCAGAUGAUGAGGUCGUUGCCUGCAAGAGGCUCGAAGUAGAAUACUUCAUCUUGCGUACCGCACUAUCAUGGAAAGAGGGCCGCCUCGAUGUUGCCGAACAUAUGUACGGCAAAUCUGAAACCCUGAGAGAUGAUUUGGACCCCACAACGGCGGAGAAGCUGACAGACACUCUAUUUGAGAUCGGCCGUGAUUUUCUAGGAAAGAAUGAUUCUCCGAUGGCUACCAAGUGGCUUGAAAGAGCGUACGAAGUAAUCGGCAGCCAGGAGCUUGAGAAACUCUCCCGAGAGGCGACCGAGCUUCGUCUUGCUGUUUGUCAAGCGCUAGUGCAGGCUCUCCUUCAGUUGGGCACAUCUGAAAGCUAUCACAGGGCCGAAAACAUUGUCUCUUAUAUCGAGUCUGAGUUGGGUGACAAGGUUCUUGUGCUGCUUCUUCGCCUAGAGAUCCUCCUGAAAGUGCCAGGGGAGGUUUUUGAAAGCGACGCAUAUGCCAAGGUUCUUCGUCGCCUAUAUAGAGCCGCCAGCCUCUCGGACUCCAUGUUCAAGCUUGUGGUUAGCCAUAUAAGGAAACUUGACGACAAGAGUCCGACCCUGGCGUGCCAAGUACUCGACGAUUUCAUUGCCAGUCAUGUCAUUCCCAGCCAGCGAGAUGAUUGGCUGGGACGUACGGUGCUCAUCCGAGUCCACAUGUCAACCAACCAAAGGGAAUCGAUCGAGACUACAGAAGGUCUCCAGAAACUUUUGGAUCAAGUCGACCUGGGUACUGAACAGCCUUUGGCUGCCGAUACAUCGAUCACUAUCCUCACUCUCAUUUGGAAGAAGCUAGACUCAAACUUCAGGCAAGGGCAGCUAGAAGUGUGCGAAAAGUUACUUCUUUGCGCCCUACAACGGAACGAUGUAGACGGCGCCAAGAACAUAUUUCAAACAAUGUCGGAAGAUGUUCAGACUCAACAAAUGACCCUAUAUCUGGGCUACAAGCUGGCCAUUAGGAGCGGCGAUCAGGAUAUGGCGUCGCGAUGCAUUGACCUCGUCAGCAGCGCAGCUUCUAAUGACCCCAAGUUCCUGUAUGCGUGCUGUGUGGAUGCUCAGGAAAGCGGAAAUGAACUUUGCCUCUUGAAAGCUCUGAAAGAACUUGCCAACAAGAAUGAAAUCAUCAAACCUGACGUUCAUUUCCCAGCUUUGAUAAGAGUCACUAUUCGACUUCAAAUCUCCAUCCUCGCUAAGGAAGACCUGCCCAGCAUCGAUUCCGACAUAAUUAUCAACGACUUGUGUGAAACAUUUGAAGGAGUUCUUGGGGUACUUCAACGAGACCCGCGGGCUGGAGACGGUUCCAAGUUAUUCUCAGUUACGGAACUAAAUUGGUUCUGCAAAAAUGCGUAUAAUCUGGGCAUCAGCCAUGCAAACGACUGGGGCCUUCAAUACGUGAUACGUAUGUUCGAGGUCUGCCUCUUGAUCAUAGAACACUACCCGAAGGACCUCCCCGGCCAAGAGAUGGGCGACAUCACAUUGAGGGGAUUGUUUUGCAAUUUCAUGGUCGCGGUAGCGUAUGCUGCCUUGGCUCGAGCUCAGGAUCAGAUUGAAGUACAGCUGCAAAACUACGUUAACAUGCGCAAACGUAUUCGAGGUUUUGACAUCAAGUUGGAAGCGCACCUGGCUCAUCUGGAUAACGAGAGUAAGGAGGAUCUUCAGGCAAAACUGGGGAUGCUGCUAGUUUUCGACUUCGAAGCUGCCAUAUCCCUAAAGGCUUGGGAUGAUCUCGUAGUCAUUACUCGGAAGGCACAGACUUGCAAAUCUUUGAGGAGUCUUCAGGCGAUGGCCGACUACCUUCUCAGAGCCGAAAAGCCGCCGAUGCAGACUCUCUACUCAGCAUUGCGCACCAUUAUCAACGAGAUUUGGAAGCUUGAGGGAUUUGACAUCAACAAACUUGCAAAAUACCUGCGGUGCCUCACGCAAGCCACGCUCCCGGACAAAGAUCUUUCUCUGGGGUUGAUAAAAGAGACUUGCGACUACGUCAAGAGGGCGGAAAACACAGAAAAGCCGUUUCCAAAGUUGGAACUGGAGUGGUUCGCGACGACUGCGUUCAACCAAGGUGUCGACUACUAUGAAGCACAGGAAGACGAAUUAAGCAAGAAAUGGAUCAGCCAGGCCUUCACUCUAGCCCACUAUCAUCGAGAUGGUGGCUUUUUAGAGAAGGCGUUGCAGGAACAUCAUACCCGUCUGAAGUGGGAUUAG